Molecule: messenger RNA, 2103 nt
Organism: Formica exsecta
Lineage: Eukaryota; Metazoa; Arthropoda; Insecta; Hymenoptera; Formicidae
Source: RefSeq, a predicted model, not a curated record
CGGUCAGGCCGAGAAAUGACUGCCUACCUGCCUACUAGCCUCGAUCCUUCCUCCGUGAACGCAAAGAUGUCGUUCGACAAGGUAGCUAACUGCUUGCUUAUCGCUUUCUUAGCUCUGGCUAACGGAAUGCCGCAGGGCGAGAUUACGGCAGCUACAGAAUCACCUGGACCACUUCCAUUUCUUCAAUUUACUAACGGAGGAAUCCGGGUGAACUUUGGAGGAUAUCAUGCUGAAGCUGGACUCGGCGGUCUUCUACGAGGAACAGGAGGUGGACUUCAUGCGAGCGCGGGUACCCCGUGGGGUGCGCACGCGGGUGCGGGAUUAGGUGGUCAAUUAAACGGAGAAGACGGCAAUCUCGGCGGCGGUCUAUACGCUCGUGCUGGACUCGGUCGUGGGAGACCCGAAGCGGCAGCCGGUCUCGGUGGAAGAUUAGACGGACGAUCGUCCAACCCGAUUGCCGGUGGUCUAUAUGCAGGCGCGACGCCGGGCGGUCCAGGAACCGGCGUGUAUCUUGGCGGAGGUCUUGGCGGAGCAGGAAUCGACGGAGCCGCAGCCGGCAGUGACGGAUCUAACGCGAAUUCGGGUGCAUCCGGCGCGACGACGAGAGACGCUAAUGCAACAGCGGAUGCAGCUGCGAGCGUGACGAAACUGACGAAGGGCCGCACGAACAUACAGAUCAUACGUUCGAGAGCACAGAAGGAGAAAGACGCGCAAAAGGAGAAAGAGAAGGUGGUGGCACUUGAAGCUGCCGCGCUGCCAGCUGACGCGCCUGCAGAUGGGAAGGCCGAGUCGCAAAACAAAGAGGUACGAAGAGCAGUAAAACUCGCUGCCGUGGCUCCUGCAGCGGAACUUGGACUGGUCGGAUCGGUUAAUCUGGUUGGAACGGCACCAGUCGUAAAAUCCGUCGAAAAGAGCAUUGUGGCUUCCGCACCUGUGGUACCCGUGGCACCCGUAGUACCUGUAGUACCUGUACAAGAGACAGUUGCAGUUAAUACGAUUACGACAGUCGACAAGAAUCCGACUGUAGUUGUUUCGAAGCCCGUAUAUCCGCGCUGGUACUUUAGGAAGAGGUUCUGGACCGUUCCUAGGAAAGUGGUCUAUACUGCUCCAACGGUGACAGUUGAUUCUCAAAGCUCACCUUCAGACAUUGUCGGUGGACUCUAUGCCAACUCUGUGGGAGACGGUGGUACAGUUGCCGUAGGCAAAGUUUAUACAAGCGGAUCCUUGUUCGAUGACAUCUUCAACAUUCCAAUUUCUACGUUGUCCGCUGUUAAUCAAUUGCUGAACAACGUCGGCUGAAACUUCCCAUGUAUUAUUAUAUAACUUUUAAAUUCGAGCAUACUAUAGUCGCGCGAUAUAAAAUAUUCACGAGCGAAGAUCGUGAGCCACGUUUCUCUCAAGGUCCUCCGAAUCUUCGAAUACAUUUAGCGUUUUCGUUUGUUACAUACUCAGCCCCCCCCCCCCCUUUCGGCGAAUGUUUAUUCCGUCUUACUUACGAAUGCCAGGCACACACGUGAUAUCCACCUUGCGGUUCCCUGCACGUGAUUAGAUUGUAAUUCCAGUGAUUUCACAUGCGAUACUAUUUCUUUGUCUCAACCUGCGAGUCAUUUUAAGAAGGUACAUUAAUAAACUUUCAUACGAGAAAAGAUAUUCUUGUGUCUGUCACGAAUUAUUUAUAUUCUACUGAAUUUAAUUCUAUUAUUUUACGACUUACAUGCUACUUUUAUUCGUAUACGCGAUACAAGUUUCAAGGAUAUUUCAUCAAGGAUGAAUAUUUACUUGUUGCCUCUUACUUAUUCUUACAAUUAGUAUAGAUCGCAUAAAACCACAAAUAUGAUCGUUAUAAAACGUUCGCUAUUAACCACAUACAACCACAUUAUUAUAUUUACAUGAGAUAUUUAAGCAAUUAAAAGAGAUAAAAUGCGAUUGGUAUAAACGAUAAUAAAACAGACGAUAAUAAUAUAAAAACCGGCAGAAAUGCAAAGAGAGAUAGAAGUAGUAAAACAACGAACAAGGAAUAAGGAAUAUUGUAAAUCAUAAGCAUGUUGACGCGAACGGAAGAUUUAAAAGCAAAAAAGAAGAAAAUGACAAGAAAAAUAAAGA